AUGGACAACUUCGCUUUGGUAGCAGUUUGUCUACUUCAUAGUUUGGUGCAUUUGAGCCUCGGCCAGCACAGUUUACGUGCGCGUCCCGGUCCAUGGAGACAGCGGGUCCAGUGGGAGAAUAACGGACAGGUGUACAGUUUACUGAGCACGGGAACUCAGUACCACUCGCCCGUGCCGACGAGGCGGCAGACCCAACUCUACCUCAGCGCCACCAAAAAGCAUCACGGCCGACGUCACCCGGCCGCCGGGACUGACUUGGCCGCGGAGGAGAGAGACGCGGGUCGGCCGGACGCGUCGGUUCUCGGUCCGGAAGCGGGUCAGUAUUUGCUCGCCACGGAGCGGCUCGAUUCCGGCGCGCGUCAGCGCCCCUCCAACGACGCCGCCUCCGUUCAGGAGUUCUCCGGCAGCGGCGUCCCGAGAGGAGGGCGAACAAGUCUCCCGAUCGGGGACGAUGUAAGCAGAUCGGGCGCACCCCGACUGGUUUCGGUGUCGCCGGCGGGACCGCCAGAAAGCCGAAGCCGAGAAUCCGAAGGCGGGCGGUCUCUCGCCGGAGGGGCCCCCGGCGCUGAAGAUGGAGGCCCCGGGCGACCGCGCGUCAUCCUCCAGCAGCAGCAGCGGCGGCAAACGGCGUUAGGCGCGCACACCCCCGCUGCCAGAGUCCACCCGGAGUCCAGCGACUUCCCCGCGCCGCUGUCCAGCAACGCCGUAGAUGCACACUUGCCUUCUCCAAGUCGCACAACAGGGACCGCCACGGAUUUAACGCGGGAGGAUGUUAGAGAUCCAAACGGUCACCAUCACAGGAACUCGGUUUUCUAUCAAAUGUACCCGCCGGCGGGCGGGAGCAGGGCCCCUGUGCGCCAUCCACCAGGAACCGGUUACGGCACCAGGUUUUUCCACAAUGGUCUCCCAGACCUGGUUCCAGACCCUUACUAUAUCCAAGCUGCCUCUUACAUCCAGAGAGUGCAGAUGUAUGCUCUACGCUGUGCUGCUGAGGAAAACUGUCUUUCCAGGUCUGCGUACCACCCGAGUGUGAGUGACCUAGACUACAGGGUCCUGCUGCGGUUCCCACAGCGGGUGAAAAACCAGGGAACGGCAGACUUCCUCCCAGUGAAGCCCAGACACGAGUGGGAAUGGCACAGCUGUCACCAACACUACCACAGUAUGGAGGCCUUCAGUAACUAUGACCUGCUGGACAUCCACACUGGGAGGAAGGUCGCUGAGGGACACAAGGCCAGCUUCUGCUUGGAGGACACGUCUUGUGACCGGGGAAUACGACGACGCUUUGCCUGCACUGCCCACACACAGGGUCUCGGUCCAGGUUGUUAUGAUACGUACCACGCCAACAUUGACUGCCAGUGGAUCGACAUCACAGAUGUACCACCGGGAAAUUACAUUCUCGAGGUGACAGUGAACCCCUCUCAACUGGUUCAGGAGUCCGAUUUCUCCAACAACGUGGUGCGGUGUGACAUCAGGUACACAGGGGCCUACGUCCAGGCUAGAAACUGCAGGAUUACCGGGAGCUAACGUGACCAAUGAGGAAAGUUAUUUUGACCUGUCCAAGCUCACCAACAUGCAAGAAAUCAAUAUGUAUUCUCACUGGUAUCAUUGUAAAUACUCUGUCUUUCAGCACCUUUGCAGUACACUGUCUGCUAUACCAUUUAAAUCAGUUUGAUCAUUUCUGGUAAUAACUUAAUGACACAGGUACACCCAGUCGGGUUUAUUGCAGUUGUUAUUAACAUAUUUUAAAGUACUACAUCUUUUAAACGGUGCACGGCCACACUAUUGGUUUUAAAUGCGCAGCAGUCUGAGGCAAAUCCCAAGAGGCCAUUUUUAAUUAUUACAAAAAAGUCAUUUAUAUUGUGUGACUGAGCAGGUGCUUUAUUUAAAUGUCCAAUAUUGACCGUCAUAUGUUUAAAUAGGUCCUGUAUAAGUACUGAUUCUAGCCUUAUAUGGCAUGUAUACUUUUGUGCAUCACUUUGUGGACCAUACAUGUGCUGCUUCAGUCAGACAGUGCAAUUUAUGUACGGUUUGUUCAUUUGGAAACCAGGUAUUUGAAUGUCUAAAGGUUUGACUUAGUUUUAUACUGUUGUAAUUUAUAAAUAAAGGUUGCCAGGAUGUUUCAACACCAA
Molecule: messenger RNA, 2129 nt
Organism: Lampris incognitus (smalleye Pacific opah)
Lineage: Eukaryota; Metazoa; Chordata; Actinopteri; Lampriformes; Lampridae
Gene: loxl5a
Product: lysyl oxidase-like 5a
Exons: 7
Coding region: 1-1524 (507 amino acids)
Biological process (GO): peptidyl-lysine oxidation
Molecular function (GO): protein-lysine 6-oxidase activity; copper ion binding
Source: RefSeq, a predicted model, not a curated record